AUGGUGGAGGCUUGUGCAGAGCUGUACACCUUCAGUGGGCGAGUAUCAAAACAAGCAGAUGGAGCAUCAUUCCCACCGUUUGUUAAGAAGGGUCAGAUACUGCGCUUCUUCUCCUCUGAUAUUUGCAGAUCGAUCUAUGGAGUUUUCCAGAGCAAGCAGAAUGUGAAGGGAAUUUCACUCUAUCGUUUCACAGUUCCUCGUGAAGCAUUUGCAUCACCUACUGAAGUCGGAGAUAAUUAUUGCUUCUGUACGGAUAAAGUGAUAUCACAGAACUGCACAUUAGCUGGAGUUCUAGAUAUUAGUGCCUGCAAAGGAGGAAGACCGGUAUUUAUCUCUCUUCCACAUUUUCUUCAUGCAAGUGAUUCUAUAUUGCAUGAUGUUGAAGGCCUGAGCCCGAAUGAGAAGGAGCAUGAGACGUUUCUAGAUGUAGAGCCUAUCACUGGUUUUACACUGCAAUUUGCAAAAAGGCUGCAAGUAAACCUCCUUGUGAAGCCUGCAACAAAAAUUGAAGCUUUAUCGAAAGUUCAAAAACCUUAUGUUUUUCCUCUUCUUUGGCUAAAUGAGUCUGCCGUUAUUGGGGAUGCGAAAGCAGAAAUGUUCAGAAAUAAAGUCACCGGUCGGGUCCAGAUGCUGAGUGUGCUGCAGAUGGUGUUAAUGAUCGCAGGUUCUGUGCUGUUCCUCGCAUUCAUGGGUUCCUAUUUCAUAUGCAGAUCAAAGAAAUUAAAAUAAGUAACAAAGACUUCAGAGGUAGUCAAUGUUCAAUUGAAAUUUCAGCCAAGCAGCUUGUUAAAAUUCAGAGACAAAAGGUAUGAUUCAAGGCACAGUCAGUCCAUAUGCUAUGGAAUUCAACUUGCUUCUCCAUUUUGAGAAGACCAACUCACUAACCCAAAUAAGCUGAUGUUUCCAAAGGUCCACACUUCUGACAUCACUAAGGAGGCCACCAUGGAAACUAUGCUUUCAAAUAACUUUGAUUAUUUGAACCUUGUUACAAAUUUUAAAGGACAUUCAAACAGACUGAAGUUGAGGUGCAGUUGGAUUUCAGUCCACCUUCUGCCAUUUAUGCAGCUUACUACUUUUUUUCCUCUGGGAUUUGCAAGACAAAUGAAAGCUGUUUGCUGAUGUUCUGUCUCUGAGUACAGACUGGGAAUGACAACACCUUGAGCUCAUGCUGUGCUCUAGAUGCUCUAUUUGCAAUGUUUCUUUCUGUUCCUUCAAGGAAUGGAAGCUGCUACAAUAGAACUGCUCUCUGUCCUCUAUUCAGGGAUGUUAAUUGCAUUGAAUGUGAAGUUUGUUGUGUAAAGUUACUAAUUGUAAUACACAAAGUUAAUAAAAGACUUACUAAAA
Cariama cristata (Red-legged seriema) is the source of this 1344-nucleotide messenger RNA. Its product is annotated as platelet glycoprotein 4-like. The record is from RefSeq and is a predicted model, not a curated record. The coding region runs from base 1 to 729 and encodes 242 amino acids. The transcript has 8 exons. Gene Ontology annotation, cellular component: cytoplasm; cell surface; caveola. NCBI's taxonomy places the organism in Eukaryota, Metazoa, Chordata, Aves, Cariamiformes, Cariamidae. Gene Ontology annotation, biological process: receptor-mediated endocytosis; long-chain fatty acid import into cell; lipoprotein transport. Gene Ontology annotation, molecular function: low-density lipoprotein particle receptor activity; low-density lipoprotein particle binding; scavenger receptor activity.